Molecule: messenger RNA, 2035 nt
Organism: Centropristis striata (black sea bass)
Lineage: Eukaryota; Metazoa; Chordata; Actinopteri; Perciformes; Serranidae
Gene: pctp
Product: phosphatidylcholine transfer protein
Exons: 6
Coding region: 22-663 (213 amino acids)
Molecular function (GO): phosphatidylcholine binding; phosphatidylcholine intramembrane carrier activity
Source: RefSeq, a predicted model, not a curated record
GCUGCGGUGAGAGGAGCCGUCAUGUCGCUGCGGUUUACCGAUGAGGAGUUUCAGAGCGCCUGGAGGGAGCUGGACGAGCCGCAGCUGGAGGGAGGAUGGGAGCUCUUCGUCGAGACGAUGGGAGUCAAAAUCUACCGGCUCUAUGAAAAGGAAACUGGACUUUAUGAGUACAAAGUCUUUGGUGUGCUCACCACCUGCACCCCAGAGCUGUGUGCAGAUGUCUACAUGGACCUGAUGUAUCGGAAACAUUGGGAUACAUAUGUGAAAGAGCUCAAUGAGCAGGAUUUCAGUGGACAGACGGCGAUCUACUGGGAAGUGAAAUACCCGUUUCCUCUGUCAAACAGAGAUUAUGUGUACAUGAGGGAGCGCAGAGACCUGGACCAGGACGGCAGGAGAAUCUGGGUGAUCCUGGCCAAAAGUGCUCCGGAGACGCCGUGUGCAGAGAAGAGUGGCGUGCUGCGCGUCAAAGACUACAAGCAGAGCGUCGCCCUGGAGAGCGACGGAGGCUGUGGGACUAAACUUUUUAUGAAUUACUUUGACAACCCUGGAGGAAAUAUUCCAACCUGGCUGGUGAACUGGGCAGCGAAGAGUGGGGUUCCAGGUUUCCUCACAGCCAUGCAGAAGGCCUGCAGCAAUUACAGCAACUACUGCCAGAAGAAAUGAACGCAACUGACAGAACAAUGGGCUCAUGCACAAGGGCUUGAUUCUUAUGUUUCUUGUUUUUAGCUCUGGGAGGUAUUCUGACUCUGUGUGAUCAAAUGUUCAUGUUGUGAGCUGCUACUUGUUGUUGCAGCACACUGUUGACUCAGGCAUGACGUGCAUGACUGGCCACCCUCAUUACUCAGCUGCUGUUCAAUCAAUUCUGUUUCGCUGUACUGUAUUGAUCAAUACUCUAUCUAUCCUCUUCUCUGUGCAAUCACUGUAAGCUUCAGUGUCUCUAGGAUUCAGGAACUUCCUUAGGAUAUUCAAGCCUUUUUAAAAAGACAUCUUUAUAUAAAAAGUACUUAAAUGAAUGAUUAUUUUAGAGCCUAUGUUGUGAGACAUUCAGCCUCAUGCAGGAAGCAAUAUUUAAACUAAUUUACAUAAUUUGUUAUUUUUUUGUAUAUUUCUUGGAUUCUCCAAUGUUUUACUUUAACUUAAAAAAAUGCAUGAAUAUAAUUUAAUUUAGGUUAUUAUAUAGUGUAGAUUAUUAUGUUUAUGUAUGCGAUUAUUACAUGUUUUAGCCAGGUUUUUCUGCAUUGACACUCUGGAAAAUCAUGUUUACUUUGUUUAAGUUUAUUGAACAGAAAGUUGAAUUCACUCCUGCUGAGUUUUCUUCUUUUUACAGCCUUUUUCUGUGCCAUCUCUCCUGUUCCUGAGUGUUUACACACGGCACAACACCUGCACUUACAGAGCAUUUAUAGGUAUUAUAUGAUGAAUUAAGUGGGAUUAAUCAUUCUGCACACCUUGGGUGGUUAGUAAAGGUUUGCUGCAUGUAGAAUUUAAGUUUAUUAAUUGUUUAAAUUAGGAGAAAGUUGCUGCAUGAGGCCUGUUAAUUAGUUCAAAUUGCAGCUUUUUCCAUAGAAUUUCACUCCUUCGCGGUGUUUUAGAUUUGUUUUCUGUUAAAUGUGACGGAUGCAUUAUACUUUGAUUUGUUGUACUGUAUGUUCGGUCUCACUGGGAUCUUCCUAUCGUCCGUUCAAUUCACUGGAACUCACUCACUAGUUAUAAUGAUGUGAAAACGACUAAUUUAUUCUGUGCUUCUGAAGGAAUGUUGCCUGAUGGGUUAUUUGUGAUUCAUUUCAGUGGGUUCAUUACUUAUGCAAAGAUCACGUUAUGAUGCUCUGUGCUGAUUUAUUAUGGGUGCAUACGAUCAAAGAAACGCUAUCUGAGAUAUUACUGUAUGGGUGAAGGCUGUAGCGCUCCUCUGUAUGCAGGUGAAUAUGGUAUAAUCUGGUUUUGAAAAGCCUAUUACUGUGUAAUAUUGCUGUGUUACUGAAAUGAAUAAACUUUCAUUUUAAAUUGAGUGCAUACCAUUAAACUGUUUGUUGCUUUU